AUGGUCCAAAUCAAGUCGGUCGAGUAUUUCCGGGUCAAACCUCGUUGGUUGUUCGUCAAGAUCACUGACGAGGAGGGCCACUUUGGCUGGGGUGAAGGCACUCUUGAGGGUCAUUCUCUGGCUGUUGAAGGCGCAUUAGAUGAAAUUAUCCCGCGCAUCGUGGGAUUAGAAGCCGAUGAGAUCGAACAUAUCUGGCAGUUAAUAUGGCGCUUGGGAUUCUACCGUGGCGGUCCUGUCUUCAUGUCAGCCAUGUCGGGUAUCGACAUUGCCUUGCGCAACAAGGCGCAAGUGUAUGCCUGGAUUGGUGGCGACCGCCCGACCGAUGUUGAGGCUGCUGCCAAGGCACGCAUCGCGCAGGGUUUGAAGUGUGUCAAGAUGAAUGCGACCGAAGAUAUGAACUGGCUCGACUCGCCGUCCGCGAUUCAUUCCUGCGUUGAUCGCCUCAAACGGGUCAAAGACCUCGGUCUCGAUGCUGGGCUGGAUUUCCAUGGUCGUUUGCAUCGUCCGAUGGCGAAGCAACUGGCCAAAGCUUUGGAGCCGCAUCAGCCCUUGUUUAUUGAGGAGCCGCUGCUCUGCGAACACCCGGAGGCGAUUAAACAGCUAUCCAAUUACACAACCAUCCCAAUUGCGUUUGGCGAACGUCUUUAUACCAGAUGGGAUGUCAAACGUUUCCUGGAAGACUCGUCAGUGGAUGUUCUGCAGCCAGAUAUCGCCCAUGCGGGCGGCAUCUCAGAGACCAGGCGUAUUGCGAACUUGGCCGAGACCUAUGAUGUGGCCAUCGCACCACACUGUCCUUUGGGUCCAAUCGCCCUCGCCGCUUCUCUGCAGAUAGCCGUAUCCACGCCCAACUUCGUCAUCCAGGAGAUGUCUCUGGGUAUGCAUUACAACGUGGAGGCGGGCGACAUUGACCUGAAUAGCUACUUGGUGGACAAGACUGUCUUUGACAUUACCGAGGGAUUCGUGGCGGCCCCCUCUAAGCCCGGCCUAGGAAUUGACAUUGACGAGGAGCUGGUGCGGCGCAUCAGCAAAGAGACAGAGCCCUGGCAGCCGAAGGAAUUCUACGGGCCGGAUGGAUCAAUUCGUGAAUGGUAG
Molecule: messenger RNA, 1092 nt
Organism: Penicillium maclennaniae
Lineage: Eukaryota; Fungi; Ascomycota; Eurotiomycetes; Eurotiales; Aspergillaceae
Exons: 4
Coding region: 1-1092 (363 amino acids)
Source: RefSeq, a predicted model, not a curated record